AUGAUGCUUAAGAGUCUUUGCCAAAUUGGCAUAAUAGUUCUAAACAAAACACUAAAGCCAGUAAAUUCAGCUUUAUUCGGGCUUAUUUAUAUCAUUGUUUUCUUAAGUUUUACUAUAUUUUGUAUAAAAAGAAAACCAUAUAAUUAUCAUAGAUUCAACCUUUGGCUCUCUGUAUCUCAUUUUGCUGUUUUAUGAAGUUUGGUGGUAUCCUCAAUUUUUCUAGUAUCUGGGAAUCGUUUUACACUAUUUUGGAUUUUUCUUGAGUACCUUGGCUGGAUUAUAAUUAUAAUUGCUGGUGUUUUAAUUCAAACUAAAGGCUCUAUGCUAAAUUAUCGUGCAUUCUUGACAAUAUACAUUUUAUCGAAUUAAAUUUCGCAGAAAAUUUUUUAAUAGUGUGAUAUUUAAUUGAUUUUCGCUAUUACAAAAUUUCCUCUUUUAAAAAGUUAGAAAAUACAGGAAAUUUUUAAAACUUUAAGUUUUAUAAAUUUCUAUCUUUCAAAAAGCAAAAAUUUCAACCAAUUUUUGUCGAAAUGUACUUUGAUGAAAUGCUUACUAUCAAAUAUUCACGACCAUUAGACCCAAACUAAAUUUUAUCCGAGUUUAUUGUAUAGGGAAAAGACGCUUGAUAUCAGCUUGUUUUUUAGAUUUUCACUGGGUCGUAAUGCGAUGGAAAAAUCGCUUUUUCUUGAAAUGACGAGAAAGCGAAACCAAAACUCCCAAAAAAUUGAUAAGUUUGGUGUUGAAGUAUGUAAUAAAUAA
Molecule: messenger RNA, 759 nt
Organism: Blepharisma stoltei
Lineage: Eukaryota; Ciliophora; Heterotrichea; Heterotrichida; Blepharismidae
Source: the annotation of a GenBank genome assembly